AUGUCCCAGGAGCCCGGUUCCUCAAACCUCCCCCUUAUAAACCGACCAUUCAAACCGGAUGAUGAUGUGCACUCAAAAGACGUCGCCAUCACCUCAGAUGACAUGUCUUUCACCAACGAGAAUCCUUUGUCCACCCGUCUCCGCCGCCAGAACACUGAUAUUUGCAUCGCAGAAGCCGCGUCCGGCUUGCGCCCAUCGUAUACAGAUGACCUAGAGUCUAUCGCCAUCACCUCCGAUGACAUGUCCAUCCACAAUGAGUACCCAUUGGCAUCCCGCACUCGACGUCAGAACAAAGCCGUUCCGAUAGCACAAGCUGCUGCGGUCUUACGUCCUUCGAGGGCUGAAGAGCUGGAUGAGUCGGUAGCUGUGACGUCGGAUGAGGAAAUGUCGAUGACAGGACAUCCGCAUUCGUUGUCGAAUCGGCUCCGAAGACACGAUGAGCAUCACCCCGUUGCUCCGGCUGCAGACCUGUUACCUGAUCCACCAAGAGGAAGAAGACUGUUACGUGGACGUUCUCGCCGAGUGUCGCCGCACUCUCCAGUCCAUCCGUCCCUUCCAAGUCCACCAUGCCGUCCUGUUUUAGCCUUGCGUCCUGGCCUACCUUCACACCACGGCCCUGCUUUGAUCCCAGGCCCUGCUGCACGCGGAGGCCCUGCCCGAGGUUCAGGUCCCGCCUCACGCUAUGUUACAAUCCCAACUGCUAGUACAAAUAUAAUGGACGUUUCCCCCGUGGAUUAUGGAUAUGGCUAUGGUGGACAUGAACCAGGCAACUUCUUCCUCACGCAGGAUGUAGACGAAUCAGAGCCAGAUGCCGAUCCAUCGAUGCCCAGGCGCCAACGCUUUAUGUAUUUCAACACGUUUGCCAGGCAGGGGGAUGUGGAUAUCGUGACUCGGCAGAAUGCGAUGUUGGCGGGAUGGGAACAGUCCCUCGAGUUGUUUCCUGGCGUGGAGACCGAUGAAGGUUCUGGUUCUGAUGGCCAUGGUGAACUUGAGACAACCGAGCCAAUGGACGAGGAUGAAACAGAGGUUUGA
Molecule: messenger RNA, 1032 nt
Organism: Penicillium pulvis
Lineage: Eukaryota; Fungi; Ascomycota; Eurotiomycetes; Eurotiales; Aspergillaceae
Exons: 1
Coding region: 1-1032 (343 amino acids)
Source: RefSeq, a predicted model, not a curated record